GUAAAUGUCUAUGUCCAAAUGAAGACCUAGCACUAGAAAAAUUUCAUUGUUGGUUUAUGACUGGUGUUACCCACUGGCUCGGCAUUUCAAUUGUUAAGGCAUUAAAUCGAAUUGAUAAAGCCAUUGAGUUGGACCGAUUGCAAGCUGUCGAUGACACAGUGAAAUAUAGUUCAUCUGCAGUGGAUACUCUUGCGAUAUUUUAUCAAAUAAAGACAUUCUGGCAGCAACUAGAUUGGCCAGAUGUGGAAGGAUCAUAUACCUUUGUAGCAAAAAUUAUAGACGAUGUUUGUCGCUGCUGUGUAUUUUAUUCAAAAAGGAUGUCGCGGCAUGUUGAAUCUCAAGCUAGAGAAGACGAUUUAUUUACUGUUUCCACAGAAUGGUGCUUUGCUAUUAAUAACAUCGAUUAUAUUAGACAAAGCUUGCCUGCGUUCAUUAAGGAGUUGGGUGCUGAGGACCUCAUUAAAAAAAUAUCUGAUUUCCGUACGAAUCUUGACGCGGAUCGUUGUGCUACCACAAUAAAAUGUUUAAUCGACAAUGCUUUAGAUACACAAAGAAACCAAAUUUCUGAGCUUAUUGACAUUGUAGCCAGGCGAAUGGCUCCUUCGAUUAGACGAUUUUUAGCAGAAGGCGCUGAAGUUUUACAUAAGGAUUCUAAUUCUAUGGAAAAACUCCUAAUGUAUAUGGAAACAUCCUUAGAAACAUUAUACGAUACUUUGAAUGAAGUAAACUUCGAGCGGAUAUUAGAUGCAAUUUGGACUGAAAUAUCGGUUGUAAUGUUCGACCUCAUACAAUUAAAUUUAGAUAAACGACGCCCGCCCUCAUUUUUCCAAAAUUUAAAACAAACGUUAGUAGUGAUGACAUCAUGUUUUAAAGUUGGAAAUAUAGUAACAUCAGAUAUCGAGGUCUUAAAAGAAGUUGAAAAAGCAUUGGAUUUACAUGCAUUUGAAAGCGCUGACUUAAUUCAUCAGUAUUAUAUUGAAUUGCUGGGAAAACAGAAUAGUAUUACGAGGUCUGAAUUCGGUCAGCUAACAAUAAAAGCUAACUUUACGGAGACAGAUUUACUGCUUCAUAUUUUAAAUGGCAGAAAUUUGGUUCCCAUGGACCCAAAUGGGUCGUGUGAUUCGUUCGUUAAAAUUCACUUUUUUCCUACGAGCAGAUUCGUUAAUGUACCACCAUAUAAAACAUCAGUCCACAAUAAAACUCGUUUUCCUUUAUAUGACGAAAUAUUCAAAAU
Molecule: messenger RNA, 1234 nt
Organism: Rhagoletis pomonella (apple maggot)
Lineage: Eukaryota; Metazoa; Arthropoda; Insecta; Diptera; Tephritidae
Gene: stac
Product: protein unc-13 homolog 4B
Source: RefSeq, a predicted model, not a curated record